ACCGGGUUCACCUCAACGUUCGCAGCAACAUCUCGUGGCAGCAAUUGCUCUCACACAGAACAAAUCUGCACUACCAUCUCGUCACGCUCCCGAUCAACUAGGGGAAGCAUCUCCCGUGGUCGCCCUUUGACUAUCACCGACAUGCAACGAUCAGGCGGGCAGUAUCUCAUCGCAGCAGUCACUGGAGCCGGGAUUGCGGUCUAUACGAUGUACCCGCUCAUCCAGCAGAUGAAUCUCGAAAGAUCACAACAAGCGGCGCCCGGGCAGCAGCAGACGAAACCACAGGACGCUCUAGAGCCCAGGGCGAAAGAGACCAAUUCUACCGAGGGUGGUCCGCAGAACAACCAGGCCGCCGACGUAGCAUAGAUAGACAGUGCUGGGUAGGUAGUAGAACACGAUCUAAUAGAGAAACUCGGCAUAUAAUCAGAACUGUAGCGCAGGCACGCACCUGCAAGAUUGUUUCUCCCAAAAAGAUCAUCUCUUUGCGGGCCUCCUCGACGAUGAGAUCUUGGAUCAGGAACCACUUUUCGUUCUCUCCGCCGCCACCGGACGCACGGAGGUGGAGUUUCCACACAGUGCUCUCCUUGUCUCUGGUCGUGCCGGCGACUGAUUCGUGCGUCACAUUGGCUAUUAGAUCGUAGACCGUUGAUUCGCCGGAGCUGGGGGUAUCCACAUCUGAUGAAAACCCG
Messenger RNA from Mycena citricolor, 689 nucleotides. The record is from the annotation of a GenBank genome assembly. Lineage: Eukaryota; Fungi; Basidiomycota; Agaricomycetes; Agaricales; Mycenaceae.